CAUAAAGUAGUGUAAUUAUAUUUUGGUGGAAGAACAAAUUUGUAAGAACAUGGGAUAAAAUUUUAAAAGGUCUACCCCAUUUUUUUUCUACAUAAUGUAGGGGAAUAAAAUUGAAGGAAGAAAAACAAAGUAUAACAAUUUGGGUGAUAUUGGUUUAUUCUUGGUCCCUCCCGCCAAUGUCCUAAAAUGUCGGUGCUUGUAUGUUUGGUCCGAAUCCAUGUCUCCUCCAUUACAACAACACUAUGUUUCUCCUCCAAAACCAAUUCACACCGAGUGUCCCAAAUUCGCAUCCCUGCUAUUAACAAGACACCCAAAAACAAUGCAGAACUUCAACCUAAGAACCACUUACCCCAAAUUCCACACCAAAAAAAGUUUGUCCAUCCUGAAGGAUCUGCGUAUACAGAUACAAAUGAAUUGGGUCAAUUUAAUGAGUGUCCUGCCAAUUGGGAAUAUGUGCUUGAAGGGAUUCGUAAAAUGAGUCAUUCGAUAGACACUUCUGGAGAUCGGGAAGAUGAUGAUAUUCAUCCUCCUAAGGAAAGAAGAUUUGUUGUGCUGGCAUCUACUAUUUUGUCAAGCCAAACUAAAGAGGAUAUUACUCGCGGAGCAACUCGACGUCUUCGUCAAAAUGGUCUGCUUACUGCUGAUGCACUCAACAACGCUGAUGAAGAAACUAUCAGAAAGUUGAUUUACCCUGUUGGGUUUUAUAUACGAAAAGCCAGUAACUUGAAGAAAAUGGCUCAUAUUUGUCUAACAAAAUAUGGCGGAGACAUACCUAAUACAAUUGAGGAACUACUCUCACUUCCAGGCGUAGGCCCUAAGAUUGCUCAUUUGGUUAUGAUUAUUGGAUGGAACAAUGUCCAAGGGAUAUGUGUAGAUACUCAUGUCCACCGCAUCUGCAAUCGUCUUGGAUGGGUUUCGAGAUCAGGCACAACACAGAGAACUUCAAUACCAGAAGAAACAAGAAAGGCGCUGCAACAAUGGCUUCCAAGGGAAGAAUGGGUUGCAAUAAACCCUCUCUUGGUAGGAUUUGGAAGGACUAUUUGUACUGCAUUGCGGCCUCGCUGUGGAGAAUGUGGUGUAAGUAAGUUCUGCCCAUCAGCGUUCAAGGAGACUUCAAGUUCAUCAUAUUUUAGGUCCAAUAAGUCUUGAUUGAACAAUAAGCUGGAAUCAAGCUGAUUAUUUAAUUUCAGGUUUUAUAUACUACAUACAUAGCUGAGAAUUUGGAUGUGAUUAGAUUAUAGAGAAAUUUCUCGCAUAUACCCAUUUAUGAGUGUUGUAUAUAUUUUGAAGAAAGACUUGUGCUUCAACUAAAAGAGAUGUGUAUGUAUAGAAGAAUUGCAUAUCUUCAACUAAUUUUAUUUUAUUUUCAUGUUUAA
Messenger RNA from Lathyrus oleraceus (garden pea), 1376 nucleotides. Lineage: Eukaryota; Viridiplantae; Streptophyta; Magnoliopsida; Fabales; Fabaceae. The record is from RefSeq and is a predicted model, not a curated record.